GCUGUGGUUUGGCAACACAACCCGCACCUCUCUCUUUUCGUCUCUUGAAGGAAAAAAAAAACAAAAAAACAAAACCCAAUAGAGAGAAAAAGUACCUUGAGAAUAAAGGUAAUGAUUAAUCCAUCAGGCACAAAAAGGAUAAAAGGAUCUUUUUGGGAUUUCAAAGGUUUUACCUCGAUCACUCAAAUAAAUAGCAGUGAACAGGGAGUGACAAUUUCAGCAGAAGAGGAUCGAGUCACGGGCUAUAAUUGGGACAGUGUGGAGUCAAAUAAUCUCAUCAGAGAUCUCAAGGAAUUUAUGACCGGUUGUCAAAACUUCCUUUUACAUGUGUGAGUGAAGUAGGGACCAGAAGAAGCAGGUCCUGGUGGAAAGAGUGGUCCUCGGAGAAGCCUCACAAUGCAGCCGGAGAAAGGACGGAGGAGGAAAAGCUUCAAGCAGAGACUGGCGUUGAAGAGCAGUUUAGUGAAAGAAACACUCUCUGAGCUCCUGGGCACGUGUAUAAUGAUCGUCCUUGGAUGUGGCACUGUCGCCCAAGCUAUCCUCAGUAGAGGAAAUUUUGGAGGAUAUGUCACUGUAAAUGUUGGAUUUGCAAUGGCCGUCACAAUGGCCAUUUAUGUGACUGGAGGUGUCUCCGGUGGCCACAUCAACCCAGCUGUGUCUUUUGCACUGUGCCUCUUUGGACGGAUGAAAUGGUUCAAAUUGCCUUUUUAUGUGGGAGCCCAGUUCUUGGGAGCCUUCAUCGGGUCCGCAAUCCUCUAUGGGAUUUACUAUGAUGCGCUCAUGUCCUUUGCUGGGGGAAAACUGAUCAUCGAGGGAGAAAAUGCAACGGCACUUAUUUUUGCAACAUACCCAGCUCCGUAUCUGUCUCUGACGAAUGCAUUUGCAGACCAGGUCGUGGCCACCAUGUUCCUCCUCAUGCUCGUCUUUGCCAUCUUUGACUCCAAAAACGUGGGCAUUCCCAAAGGCCUAGAGCCCAUUGUCAUUGGCCUCCUGAUUAUUGUCAUUUCUUCCUCUUUGGGACUGAACAGUGGCUGUGCCAUGAAUCCAGCUCGAGACCUGAGUCCCAGACUUUUUACUGCCUUGGCAGGAUGGGGGUUCGAGGUCUUCACAGCUGGAAACAACUUCUGGUGGGUUCCUGUCGUGGGCCCUAUGGUUGGUGCUGUCAUUGGAGGCCUCAUCUAUAUCCUUAUCAUUGAAAUCCACCACCCAGACCUGGACCCAGACUUCGAGGGAGAACCACUGGAGGACAAACCAGAGAAACAUGAGCUCAGCGUGAUAAUGUAGUGGCGGCUCAGCUCUAGGUUUACCCCAGUGGCUGAGCUGACGUCCUAUUCAGGAAAGAUGGCAUCCAGGUGUCUGUGUUUUCCUAAGACUGGGGUGCAUCUGCCCACUGUUCUCUGCUAGCCAUGUGGGACACCUGAUUGAAAAAACAUCUGAAUGCAAUUUUGAAAACACUGACCUCUUCUCUACCAGUCCCUCCCCUACCCCCUAGUAUCCCUUAGUAUAGCAUGGACUGUCUCCUGAAACAGGCUUCUCUCUGCCCUGUUUAUUUCAUUCAUUCAUGUGAAUUUUUAUUGCUGGGUAAGCACUAAUAACUUGAAUUUUUGGGGGGGGCGGGUACAUGCCCCCAGCGGGAACCAAACCCAGGACUCUCCGGUCCACAGGCUGACGCUCCAACCGCUGAGCCAAACCGGCCAGGGCAUAACUUGAAAUUUUGACCAAGGGCUUAUUUGGAUGGUCUCAACUGCAUUAUCUGUAUGAAACAGUAUCACCAAAAGCCUUAUUUUCAAAUCCACAAAGGUUACAUUCUGAAUGUCAACCAAAACUAAAUUGAAAGACAAAACAGUGGUUUCAGUUAACAUAUCCAUGAGUUAGCAAACUAAAGGGUUAAAUCUCUAGGUUUGCCAUCCACUGUUAUUGUACAAACAUUGAUAUUCUCCAAGCCAGGGAUGUAGAGAGCAGUAGAAUGCAGUUGGAAAGCUAGGAGAAGGACACUGUGGCAUUCAGAAACCUCCGGAGACAAGAUAAAUUUGGGAAACCAAAUGGAAUUUUUUUAAUGGAAACCAUUUAUCAGAUAAAUCUCUUGCUCUUUGCAUUUUUAGAGGGCACCAAUUAAUUUUCUGGUCUUUAGUAUGUAAUAACCUAAAAUACAGUCAUAACCUCAGUCAUGAAAAAUACAUCACUCUGUAUUUUUAGCUCAAAUAUGUUUUCCUAAUUGCCCACUUGAGGACAGACAAGUUAUGUCAGUGACUGCACUCAUACACUAUUCUAUACAUGUCCUAGAAGCCCCCACGAAAAGCCAUUGGCUCCUGGUCUAGUAUAAUCUUCAGGAUGGAAGGUCCCUGAAAUAGCAUACCUAUUGGGCUUCACAGUAUACAAAGCACUUUCACAUAUAUUAUCUAAAUUAAUCCCUCAUAGAGACUGUCUGAGGUAAAUACCAUGCUGCCCAUUUUUCAGGUAAGGAAACAAUCCCAGGGAAGCGAGGUGAGUGGCCUAGGUCAGAUGGGAAGUCGAACAUGUCAUUUACCCUGCACCUUUUAGAAGAUCAAUAACUGGCUGAGAAUCUCGGCCAAACUUCACUGGCCAGUCAGAAGUGGGAUUGGCGGUGGCCAGAGUAUGUAUGUGUACCUUCUGGACAUAACUCUCCUGGGUCCUAAGAUAAAAGACCUUCAUUGCCUGGUUUUAUUUCCACUGCUCUGAAGCAUUAAAGGAGAGGUCACAAUUCGAUCACAUUUUUCAUCUGCUGAAAAACAUGAUCAGAAGACCUCCUUUCCUAGGCCACCGUUGGAAUUGCUCCAUCUUCCCUCCCUGCCAAUCUCAAACACUACGUUCAGGACACUUCCUCUUGGUCAGGCUUGUCCCUUUAAAAGCUUCUACCUGAUGUUCUUUGGUCAAAAGAGUCCGAGUUACACCAGAGAGAUUGCUCUACAUCAAGUGACACACCUUCAGUCAAACCGUUAAAAAUCCCAAAAUUUCCAGAGGGACGCAACUUCCCACUUGCUCUGUGAUAAUGGAAAGCAAAAAGCAAAUGUGAAAUUUCUCCAGUGGCCUGUGUUCUAUAACCUUCUGACAUGGGAUUAUUCUCUUGCUCUGAAACUACUUGGAUAUUUUCUACUUGAAAUAAAACUGUUUUUGUUUUGUUCUGCGUUUUCAUAAGUAUUGAGAUUAUUAAGGACAUUUAGUUCAGAGAUGGUCUGUCUUGUCUACAGACUGAGAUCUGAGGAGCUCUUGGAAAAUGGUGCUGCCCAGCUGGUCAUUCGUAAUGUUGGGUGACUCUCCUGUGCAGCCGGGGUUUGAGCAGGUCGACUUGGUAAAUUACGUGGUCUAAGGUUUCUUUCAGAAACAAGUCGGGGGAGGGGAGCAGGUAAUUCCCGGCAGAAGUCUCAGCCCUGGGAUCCUUGUGGGUUAGAAAGCAGUUUUGCUCCUUCUCACUCGCACCCACCAUUCUGGCAAAGGGGACAGUUGCUCGGGCCUGGAGACGUUUUUUGGUUGUCAAGACUGGGGGAGGGGUGCUGCCAGCAUUUGGUGGGUACAGGUCAGCGAUGCUGCC
Molecule: messenger RNA, 3550 nt
Organism: Molossus molossus (Pallas's mastiff bat)
Lineage: Eukaryota; Metazoa; Chordata; Mammalia; Chiroptera; Molossidae
Gene: AQP9
Product: aquaporin 9
Exons: 6
Coding region: 397-1284 (295 amino acids)
Biological process (GO): glycerol transmembrane transport; water transport
Cellular component (GO): plasma membrane; basolateral plasma membrane
Molecular function (GO): glycerol channel activity; urea transmembrane transporter activity; water channel activity
Source: RefSeq, a predicted model, not a curated record